CUUCUCUGGGGUCAUGGCUGGCCCCCUCCCCGCAUUUCCCACACACAAACAUAUAUACUACACCCACACCACACUCUCAUCCCACAGCCAAUAAGGGCCAGAUGAGCUCAAGUAUCACUGUAACACAAGGACAUAUUCUCUGAGCAGAAGCUCCAGAUUGUGCACACCUUCAUCUUCGCCGUCACAGGAGCUUCUCUUCCUCCCUGAGCUGCAAGGUCUGCUGUCACCAUGUCUGACACUGAGGAAGUGGAUCAGUACGAGGCCCAGGAGGAGCUAGUAGAAGUAGAGGUAGCCCCUGAGGCGGAGGCCCAGGUAGAAGCAGAGCCAGAGGUAGAGCCUGAACCUGAGGUAGAGCCUGAACCAGAGCCACCGGUGGUGGUUCGUGAGGAGGAAGACGGCUAUGAAGAGGAAGUGGAGGAGGGAGAUCAAGAUGAGGAGAAGCCAAAGUUCAAACCAACUGCUCCAAAGAUCCCUGAUGGGGAGAAGGUUGACUUUGAUGACAUCCAGAAAAAACGUCAAAACAAAGACCUCAUCGAGCUUCAGUCGCUGAUCGAUGCUCACUUUGAGUGCAGGAAGAAAGAAGAAGAGGAGUUAAUUGCUCUCAAAGAAAGAAUCGAAAAGCGUAGAGCUGAGCGAGCUGAGCAGCAAAGGAUUCGAGCUGAGAAGGAUAAGGAGCGCCAAGCCAGACGGGAGGCAGAGAGGAUAAGAAAGGAGGAGGCUGAUGCCCACAGGAAGGCUGAAGAUGAAGCCAAGAAAAAGAUUGCUCUAUCUAGCAUGGGAUCAGGUUUCAGCAGCCAUCUGCAAAGGGUGGACCAGAAGAGAGGCAAGAAGCAGACUGAGAGGGAGAAGAAGAAGAAGGUCCUGGCAGAGAGAUGCCAACCUCUGGCCAUUGACAAUCUAAGUGACGACGCACUGAGGGAAAAAGCGAGGGAGAUGUGGGAGUGGUUGCACAGCCUGGAGGAGAUUAAAUAUGACCACUGCGAGAAGCUCAAGAGACAGAGAUAUGAGGUGAUCUCUCUCAGAAAUCGCAUUGAUGAGCUCCAAAAACAUAGCAAGAAAGGAGCCCACUCUCGCCGCAGGAAGUGAGGUCUGCGCCAGUCAGGAAACAACGUUGUCAAUGCUGCGACCGCCUCACCCUCGAGAACACUGCAGCGUCAGUACUACAACGACAACUGGACGUCUUACUGCCUCUGUUUGCUUAGAGAAACUGUUUUCUGGAUGGAUUUACCUCCAACCAAUACAUCAAAAGUUCAUCAUUGUGUUUGUAUAAAGAUGGUGUGACUGUCCAGAAAAUAA
Molecule: messenger RNA, 1296 nt
Organism: Corythoichthys intestinalis (scribbled pipefish)
Lineage: Eukaryota; Metazoa; Chordata; Actinopteri; Syngnathiformes; Syngnathidae
Product: troponin T, fast skeletal muscle isoforms-like
Exons: 15
Coding region: 229-1086 (285 amino acids)
Biological process (GO): sarcomere organization; muscle contraction; regulation of muscle contraction
Cellular component (GO): troponin complex
Molecular function (GO): tropomyosin binding; troponin C binding; troponin I binding
Source: RefSeq, a predicted model, not a curated record